Iphiclides podalirius (scarce swallowtail) is the source of this 1365-nucleotide messenger RNA. Lineage: Eukaryota; Metazoa; Arthropoda; Insecta; Lepidoptera; Papilionidae. The record is from the annotation of a GenBank genome assembly.
AUGGAGCUUUCAAGCAGCGAGAGCUGUGAUCCCCUGCCCAUGCAGUCAACGGUUACUCUGAAUGUCGUCGGUAAGGAUCUGGCCGAAAGCCAAGAGGUCUACAAUCCCCUGGAACACCGGAAUGUAACACAUCCAACGUCGACUGUCGGUUCGUUCUUCCACCUUCUGAAGUCUUCUCUGGGCACGGGGCUCUUGGCGAUGCCUGCUGCAUUCAAGCACACUGGAAUGAUACCUGGAUGCAUCGGGACCGCCCUAGUUGGACUCAUAGCGACGCACUGCGUUCAUAUUUUAGUCACUACAUCGCGUGAAAUAUGCAGACAUUGCCAAGUCAGUUCGUUGUGCUACACAGAAACAUGUGAAAAGGUGUUUAUGCACGGCCCCAAAAGUUUGAGAAAGUAUUCUCAAUUCGUCAGGCAUUUUGCUGAUUACGCGAUGGCAUGUGUGUGCUUAGGCGGCACUAGCGUAUACGUCAUAUUCAUCGCAACCUCUCUGAAAGACAUUUUCGAUCACUUCAUUCCGGCCCAAACGUUUACUGCGAAGGAGUACUGUGGGUUCUUGUUGCUGCCUCUAAUCGUUUUGACGCAAGUGAGGCAUUUGAAAUUCCUCGUUCCAUUUUCCUUGUUGGCGAACAUUUGCCUGCUGUUGACGUUUCUGGUGACAUGCUACUAUACAUUUAGCGACGUGGAUCAGUUUUCUGAAGUGAAGCUUGUAUCGGGCAUAGCAGAGUGGCCACUCUUUUUAAGCACAGCAAUAUUCGCUAUGGAAGGUAUCAACGUCGUGAUGCCGGUUGAGAACGAAAUGAAGAAUCCGCAACACUUCCUUGGCUGCCCCGGCGUGCUGAAUAUCACAAUGGCUCUCGUCGCCGCACUGUACACGGUGGUCGGUAUAUUCGGUUAUUUGAAAUAUGGCGAGGAUGCCAAAGGCAGCAUCACUCUAAAUCUGCCGCAGGAUGAGAUUUUGGCGUUAACAGCCAAAGUGAUGGUCGCAUUAGCGGUUUAUUUCACAUAUUGCUUACAAAUGUACGCACCGAUGGAUAUAAUAUGGACGCGAGUUAAGGGCUCAAUUAGGCAGAAGUAUUACAACGUCGGGCAAAUAUUGCUCAGAACUUUUAGCGUCAUUCUGACUGUUGUUCUGGCUAUCGCUGUUCCAGAUCUAGAACUGUUGAUCGGGCUCGUCGGCGCGAUUUUCUUUUCAACAUUGGGACUGUUCAUUCCGAUAGUUGUCGAAACCGUGCACAAAUGGGAGCGGGGUAUGGGGAGAUUCAAAUACAUCUUGUGGAAAAACGCUCUGUUAAUGUUGUUCUAUCUUUUGGUGUUGAUCUCCGGAUGCUAUUCCUCUAUCAAGGAAAUCAUAAUAAAGUACAGU